Messenger RNA from Aspergillus piperis CBS 112811, 1275 nucleotides. RefSeq lists its product as uncharacterized. Lineage: Eukaryota; Fungi; Ascomycota; Eurotiomycetes; Eurotiales; Aspergillaceae. The record is from RefSeq and is a predicted model, not a curated record. The transcript is spliced from 2 exons. Bases 1 to 1275 code for a protein of 424 amino acids.
AUGGCAGAGAGACGAAAGGCGCCUAAGGUGCCUAAAGUCACUAAAGGACAGCUACGUGUGACCGGCUUCAAGCUUCCGAAAAGUUUGAAACAAUUGAAGUCCUUGUUAGCCAAAGAUGGCCUGGGUUCGAAGACAAUUCAUGAGAUAGAGCCUGGGCAUCUGGGCUCAGGUUCCGACAUCAAUCAACGCCAAUAUGCCAUGUUUCGCGCGUUUUCCACACCCAUUUUCCGUCCUAGUCGAUUGCGCAAAGAUAUGCAGGACUUCGGGCUCGACCAGACUUGGGACCGGGCGAGGGAUAUAGUCAACCAGUCCUCCGAGUUUCGGCGGUACCUCGCACUCUUACAGGGCGUGCAAACAGUGUCCGGUCUGAGUCCGUCUAGUGCGGCGUGGCCGGGUGCCUUUAAACCAACGCGUGAUGUUCAAGAGCAAGUUGUGACGGUCAAGGGCGUGUCGACUCUUGAGAGAAGCCAGAAGUCAAGACCUCGUGGAACCAGAAGAGCGACUACUAGAGCUAAACAAGAAGACUUGAGCACCGGUAAAAAGACGAUUGGACGAAGACUCGGGCGAAGAGUUGCCGGGGUGUUAAAACGCCGUCGCUCUUCAAUCGAAUCAGAGUCAGAUUCGAUGUCUCACUCCAUUCUCUUCGAUGAUCCGGAUGAGGUUUCUAGUGAAGAUGACGAUCCGACCUAUGUUGAAAAGGAUGACGAGUUACCCGAUGCCGACGAUGAAACAAGCGUCAACACGGCGCUCAUUCUGCUCUUGAAAGAGCUUUCGCAUCUGAUUCCGAACAUUAAGUCGGACUGGACAUUUGACCAUCUCAGCUUUUCGCCGCAAUUCAAAAAAGGGUCAUACACCGCAAUUACAGACGGCGGGCUACGAUCAAAGACGAACCAGGCUAUUAUGUACAUUGUAGAAGCUAAAAGAAGGGUCAGAUCGGCAAGAUACGAAGACAUCGUGAUGCAGGAAGCCGCCGAGCUCGUUGGCUGGAUUCAGCAUGGAGACUCUCCUCGCCCUGAACUGAAGGGACAGGAAGUCAAUGUUAUCCAGAUCUCAAACGCCCUACUUUCUGGUGAUCGACACGAAAUUUAUGUGACAUUUGCGUCAUGCUCUCCCGACUACCAGGCAUACUUGAACCCCGAGAUCGGGCACGCAACUCCAGAUACCCAUAUGAAGAUGCAGACUUAUGGCCCGUAUAAUACCCUUGUAAACUGCCACAUGGAAGACUUCGCCGUGGUUGUGGUUAGCUUGAUGCUCCUUGCGGAGAAAGCUCUAUAA